CGCGUCGCUUCGUUGAAUAGGGAUCGUUAUUAUCGUAGCUCAUGAAGGAUUUUAUAAUGCAAAAUGAUUCUUUAGUUUAAUUAAAAACAUCUAUAAAAUUGGGGGAAAAAUUAAUGUUUUAAAAAUAUAAACCAUGUCAUUCUACGUCUAUUUGUUUAUUAUUUGGACAUUUAUUUUACAUACAUCAGUAUGGGGCUACAAUGAUGGAAUUUAUUUUUCUGUAAGUCCUGAAAAACACAUAGCUACUGAAGGAUCGCCAGUGAUAUUGCGAUGUGAGGCAGAGCCAAAGAAUAAAAUAAGAUAUUCGUGGACGAUUGAUGGACAACCAUUGGUACAAAAUCCUCGAAGAUAUUUGAUGGAUGGUAACUUGCACAUAACAAGAGUUAACCGAAUGUACGACAGUGGUGAUUUUGUUUGCAUUGCAACGGAUAAAAUUUCUGGAAAUUCAAUUGAAAGUUCAUCAGUAAAAGUCAUCGUACAAUGGAUUAGUGAAGCCAGUAUCCAACUUCAAGAACCUAAAACUCCAUCUGCUAUUAACAUUAAUGGAGAAGUAGAAUUUCGCUGUCAUGUAGAUGGAUCUGGAGAACUUAAAUAUGAAUGGUUCAGAAACAAAGAGAAACUUGAACGAAAUGAACGCAUCGAAAUGAAAAAAAAUAAACUACAUAUACAUAAAGUUAAUGUUGAUGAUAAUGGCAUUUAUACCUGCCAAGCACGAAAUGAAGUUAUUUCUUCUCCUGUUGUUGAUCGAUUUCCACUUAUUGUUCAUUCAAAUGACACAGCUAUUAUGAAAAACGUUCCAAAAAAUUUAAUUAUUAAACGUGGCGAAAGGGCAACGUUUCAUUGUGAAUUUGAGAAUGCCAAUUCUAUUAAAUGGUUUUUCAAUAACAUUACUUCUCUGGAGCAAACUGAAGAAAGAAGUAUAUUUCAAAAUGGAACCCUAAUAAUUCACAAUGUAGAUUUUGUUGAUCAAGGCACUUAUUAUUGCCAAGGACAUAAAGGCAAUAAUUUUCAAACUUUUAUGGCUGAACUUCAAAUAGCUUAUUUGAGAAAUUUAUCUGUGGCCUCAUUGGAGCCAUCUUUACCUAAUCAAUUGGCUGUUGUUGGAGAAGGUCAAGAACUACAGAUCACUUGCUUAAUACCAUCUGGUUCUCCAGUUCCAAAGAUUUACUGGAAGAAUCAUGAGGGACACAUUAUUAGUGAUUCUGGAUCAAUUAGAGUUCAAGAAAAUACAUUGAUCAUUACAAAAGCUGACGUUACUAAAAAAUUAGUUAAUUAUACAUGCAUUGCUGAAAAUUUAGCUGGAACAACAGAAAUUACUGUUCAAGUUUUUGUAUCAACACCUCCAUCUGUAAUAUAUUCACCGGAAUCGUUAACUGUAAUGGAAGAAGAAUCUGUUUCAUUAUCAUGCGGAUAUAGAGGAGAGAAACCACCAGUUACCCACAUCAAGUGGUUAAAAGACAAUGAACCAUUGAAAGAAUCAGGUGGACCAACUAGAUAUAGAAUAAAUUAUCACAAUGGUAAUGUGACACUAUUUUUCAAAAAUUUAGAUCUAGCAGAUAAAGGAACAUAUAAAUGUGAAAUAACAACUAAAGGAUUUCCAAGUAUUUCUUCAAAUUCAGCAACAAUAGCUGUACAGGAGAAAUUAAAAUUCUCUCCACAGCCUGUUAGUCGACGUUUAGAACGUGGUUCAUCUUCUAAAGUUUCAUGCAAAGCUCAAGGUUCCACUAAUCCAAUUAUAAAAUGGAUUAAAGAAAAUAAUACAGAAUUUCCAAAAAAUAUUCAAGAUAUUAAUGGUACUCUUCAUUUUAAUGGAGUUUCAAAGAAUGACAAAGGGCAAUAUACAUGUAUAGCAAAAAAUUCUCAAGGUUCCAUUAAUCACACAAUUGACAUUGAUGUUGUUGUUUCACCAAAAUUUACAAUUCGACCUCAAAAUCCAACGGAAGCUGUUGAAGGUUAUUCUGUUAUCUUACAUUGUGAAGCGGAAGGAGAUCCAAAACCAACAAUUCAAUGGGAUAAAGAUACUCGUAUGAAUAGUUUCAAUGAUUCCAGAUUUGAAUUUUUAACAAAUGGAAGCCUCUAUAUUAAGGAAAUUUUCUUGACUGAUGAAGGAAAAUAUGGCUGUACCGCUGGUAACAGUGGAGGAUUGAAAAGAGAAGAAAUUCAAUUGAACGUCAAAGCUGGUAAUAGUUUUCGUUCGGAUUUGGAUUUCGAUAGUAUUGAAGAUCAAUCUAUGAUGACAAAAACAGUAACAAUUACACUUAGUGCAGCAGCCGCAUAUAUGAUUCUUGUAGUUGGUUUAAUGCUGUAUUGCCGUUAUCGACGUAGGAAAAGAAAACAGCAAUAUUUACAAGAAUUAGGAGAAGAAAAAUUAGAAAAUGGUGAAGUUCAAGAAGAACAAAUAGAACUGAAUGAAAAAAGUUCAAAGGCAAAUACAACGAAAAAAAAAGAAGGCCAUGACUCUCAGAAAAGUGAUGGUGCAGAAACUGCGCAAAGUCAUAGUAGCAAUAAUUCUAAAAAAUCAAAAACAAGUUAUGAGAAAAUUGCUAUUUCUAGAGCAAAUCUUAAACAGAUGAAACCACUUGGACGUGGUGAAUUUGGUGAUUUAUUUUCUGCUAAAUAUCAUACCGAUGGUAAUAAAAUAAAUGAUGUAAUGGUGAAAACAUUAGUGAAUGUUAAAGAUGAAAAUGCAUUACAAGAAUUUAAACGCCACUUGGAUUUAUUGCAUCGAUUAAAUCAUGAAAAUGUUGCGAAAUUAAUAGGUCUUUGUCGAGAGGAAGAACCCGAUUAUAUGAUUAUAGAGUAUACUGAAUGGGGAGAUUUAAAACAAUUUUUAAUUGCUUCUGGAAAAGAUCAAAAUCUUACAACGUCUUCGUCGAAUUCAAAACCAAAUGUGACAAAGUUAGCAGCUUCACAAAUCAAUUCAUUAAUUUGUCAGGCAGCUUUAGGACUGAAGCAUUUAGCUGAUCAUCGUUUAGUGCAUAAAGAUAUUGCUGCACGUAAUUGUAUGAUUACCAGUAAUUUAUCCCUUAAAAUCUCAAUGCCAUGUAUGACAAAAGAACCUUAUCAGAAAGAAUACACUAAAUUUAAAAAUCAAGUGAUUCCAUUGCGAUGGUUGCCUUACGAAGCUGUUUAUGAAGAUGAUUAUUCAACAAAAAGCGAUGUUUUUUCAUUUGCCUGUUUAAUUUGGGAAAUAUUUCAUCAAGGAGAAUUACCAUUUAACAAACUUAAUGAUGAAUCAGUGCUCACUCAACUUAAAGCUAAAACAUUAUUAUGGAAAGCGCAUAAAUCUGCACCAAUUGCAUUACAAGAAUUACAAAUUUUAUGCUGGUCUUAUGAUCCACGUGAAAGGCCAAAUUUCGAAGAAAUAGUUUCUAAAUUAAAUGCACCUGUAGUUAAUUGUUUAUAAAACAGCCGCCAUUUAUAAGUUUUUUUUUAUAUAAUAUUUAUACAUAUUUGAUAACAAUCUAGUCAUCGAAACCGUAUAUGUACUUUUAAGAUACUAAAAAAAUGUCAAAAACAUUUUUUUUAAAGAAAAUUAAAACUAAACUUAAGAGUUAAUGAUGCUUAAAAAAAUUUGACUAAACUUUAAUGUUAGGUACAUAUAAUUAAGUUUUAUACAAAGGAAAAUAUCCUUCCUUGAAUUUAAAAAAAAAAAAUUUUUAAUACAGAAGAAAAGUCAAUUCAAUUUUAUAAAUUUUAUAAAAAUAUGUAAACAAGCUAUAAAGUUAUAAUACUCUGUUUCACGAGAGAAUAAUUUUUUAAAUCUCGCAAUUUAUUUUCUUAAAGGAUGAAGAAAAGUUUAGUAGAAAUUUUUUUUUAUUCAAAGUGAAGAAGUGAAUGUUUUCAAGCAAUCCAUCCAAAUGUACUAAAACUUUUUGAAUUCAGUGAAACUUUUGAUCUGAAAUCAUAAUUAUAUACCAUUUUGAAAGGAUUUAACUCACAAUGGUAUGAUGAAAGUCUUAUAACCAUCCUGUUGUUGUUUUUUGGCUAUUUUGUCAAUAAUAUAUAUUUAUCAUUAUUUAUAAUUUAUUUGAAAAUUUUAGGUUGAACGAUAAGUAUUAUGAUAAUUACCCACUGUUUCUUCCAAAAAAUGUUUACACUGUAAAUUUUUUUUGUUUUUUUUUGUUUAUCAUGAUGAGGAAGCUAAAUGGUCAUGAAAUGAACAAAUUUUUAACUUGUUUAUAAUUUGCUUUGCUUCCAUGUGCAAUAAUACUUCUUCUACAAAACCGUUAUAUCACGCUUCCAAUAUUAUAAAGAAUAUUAUUAAUGGCUUCCCAUUUCUAUUUGAAUUUGAUAACCUUUAUGAAAAUUUCUAAUAGGCUUCUUAACAUUUUUUACGGCAGAAAAAAUGAUAGAAAAUAAAAUUUAAAAAACUAAUCUAAUAAAUUUUAAUAAAGGAGUUUUGUUUUUAUUUUUAAACCUCUGAUGAACUAUCAUCUAUACGUUAUACAAGAGUUCUUCCAAAAAAAAACAUGGUUCUUCGUUUUACACGAUAUUUCCAAAUAUCUUCCAGUUAACUUCUUUUCAGUAAUAUUUUAUCUUUUCGAUAAAAAAUAUAUUGUUAAAAAUUGAUUGUUGUUCCAAAUUAUAUUAUUUUAGUACUCUAAUAAAUUCUAAAAGAACGUGUGAGAAAGAGUUGAAGUUAAUCUCCAUAAGUUAAGGAUUAAAUUACGAUGAAGGGCUCGGUAAAAAAAAAAAAUUUUUUUUGUGAAAAGAUCCGUCCAAGAUCAAAAACCACGCCAAUUCAUUCACUUUUUUAACUUUCUGGCGCGAAGGAAAAUUGUCCUUUUUAUGGCGUCAUUCUCUCGUGAAACAGAAUUCUGCUAAUGUUACAAGUUCAUUAUUGUAAAUAUUUAAACUUGAAACAGAAAAAGAAAUUUAAUCUUGCAUACAUUCAAUAAGCACAAUUUAACGAACCAUAGAAAGUUUUUCUUCAAUACAAAUAAGUUGUUUGGUUAACCUAACAAUAAAGUAUUGUCAUCAGUUUGGACAAAAACAUAAAUGCUAAAAUUCGAAAAAAUAUUCUACAAAUUGUCUUCCAACUUCAUUGGAACUUAAUAAAAUUAUAGUUUUGAGUAAGGAAUAUUUAUGUAAUAAAAUAUUUUUGGAAACUUUUUUUAAAUUAAUUAUAUUUCCAAAGUCGUUGACUUAUCAUAUUUGAGUGAAUAAAGGUUUUUUUUUUUUUGUAUCUGUUCUAUUAAUUGUUAAUAAAAUAAGUAAUAAUAAAACACUAUAA
This is a messenger RNA of Leptopilina boulardi, 5236 nucleotides long. RefSeq names its product tyrosine-protein kinase-like otk. Gene Ontology annotation, cellular component: axon; plasma membrane. Gene Ontology annotation, molecular function: ATP binding; protein kinase activity; cell-cell adhesion mediator activity. Gene Ontology annotation, biological process: protein phosphorylation; dendrite self-avoidance; homophilic cell-cell adhesion. The coding region runs from base 134 to 3406 and encodes 1090 amino acids. NCBI's taxonomy places the organism in Eukaryota, Metazoa, Arthropoda, Insecta, Hymenoptera, Figitidae. The transcript is spliced from 9 exons. The record is from RefSeq and is a predicted model, not a curated record.